This is a messenger RNA of Blepharisma stoltei, 1569 nucleotides long. NCBI's taxonomy places the organism in Eukaryota, Ciliophora, Heterotrichea, Heterotrichida, Blepharismidae. The record is from the annotation of a GenBank genome assembly.
AUGCUAAGACCCGAUCUUGAAUACCAAAAUAUGUUUGAACUCUUCAAUCUUCCUUCUUUUAACUUUUUCCUCGAUAUCCCAAGCAGAACUUCUUCUUCAAGCACAGAAACUCAAGAUGUUUCAAAUUUCGAUCGCCAACUUGAGUCUCAUUUUGACCAGCUCUCAACAUCUUUUUCUUCACAAAAAGAUUUUCUUGAAGCUACCAAGCUGAGAAUUUCUAAACAAAAAAAGACCUUCAACGAAAUAGUCACUGAAAAAUGAGAAAAAAUUAACAAGGAAAAAGAGCUGUGAGAAGAAAAUAUUUCCAAGGCAGAAUCCCUAGCAAAAUUGUCAGAAAAUUUAAUAGAAAUCAAUAUUGGAGGCUCCCACUCGAUUAUAACCACUUUGGAUACUAUUAGGAAAUACCCAGAUUCUGCCUUAGCAGCAAUGUUUUCAGGUCGGCAUCAAUUAGCAUUGCAAAACGGAAAAGCAUUUGUGGAUAGAGAUGCGAAGCCUUUUUGCCAGAUGAUUGAUUUUUUGAGGACUGACAGAGCACCGAUUUUUAAGCACCCAGAAGAACAAAUCAGCUUUUUGGAAGAGCUUGAUUAUUGAGGAAUUUUACUCCCCCCCCCCCCCUCCGUGAGCGAACAAAACCAUUAGAAAAAUCGCCAUUUUUUGACCAAAAACCCACCCUCCGUGAGUGAACAAAAAUUUUUUUAAUAGAAAAAAUUUUAAUGGAAAAAAAUUUUGAUAUAUAAGUGAUAAUUAUUAUAAUGAAAUCUAGAGCUAAUUCUGUUUAAUUUUAAACAAAUUGCGUUUUUAAAACAUAAAUUUUGCAAAUUAAAUUAAUAUUUGCUUCCCAAUUUUUGCAAAUUAGGAUUUUUUUAAAUUUCGAAAAAAAUAUUUUUUAUAAAAUUUAUAUAUAAAUUUUUUUAAAAAAAAAAAAAUUAACCCCCUCCGUGAGCGAACAAAAUUUUUUUGUUCGCUCACGGAGGGGGGGGGGGGGAGUUAGAUAAAAAUCCAAUAAAAAAUAUUGACCAAUCUUGAAGGCAUUUCGACCCUGAAUGGUGUGCAAGUACUUUAACCCUCGAAAGUGACGCCACAGUUGUCAGAAAAAUCAGCUCUUCUCAUGGUAUCAUUUUUGGAGCCAACGCAAUGAGCGAAGUCUGCCCAUACGUCGAGCUAAACAUUUCUAUAGCAGAAUUCUCUAGUAAUGGCUCACAUAUUUUUAUCGGACUUGUCGACAAGUCAAAGUACCGUCUCAAUCAGCUUUUAUCGACCUUAUGAAGAGAUGCGCCAUCAAGCUGGUAUUGGGACGUCUGGAGCACCAAGCUGAUUAAAACUGACGAAAAUGGCUUCCACAAGGUAAUGACAGGUUAUGGCUGUGACUGUGAAGAUACAGAAACUGUUAUAGGAAUUUAUUAUGAUGAAAAAAACAGGACUAUAAGUUUUUUCAAAAAAGGGAUUUCUCAAGGAGUUGCCUUUACGGAGGUGCCGCCUGGGCUUUAUCCUUCUGUAGAUGUGUGGCUUGAAAGUGGGACUGUAACUAUGUUACAGACGAAGGUCCCGAAAAAUAUUAAACUAAUGUAA